UACCUGACGUCCAUCAGACAGAGAGCGGAGCUCAUAGGUUUCUCAGUACUGAUGGUGAAUAGCUACUGCUGCGGUAACGGGCGGAGGAGCAGAAGCCGCAGAAGGAGAGUCAGCAGUAGUAGAGGAGCGUUUGUUUGGGAUUCAGCUUUUACAAUAAUUAAUCUUACUCGUAUCAACGGAGCUCCCUAAAAACAUAGAAGGGAAGGGAAAAAUAAAGAAAGAUGGCGGCCGCGGCCUCGCCGGGCUCCUGCUCGUCCACCUCCUCAGACUGGAUUGUACUGAGAGACGGUUGCCUGCGUUGCGACGAGGAGGGCCUGCGAAGCCUUUCUUACCACCCGGCCCUUAACGCUAUCUUGGCCGUUACUAGUCGGGGCAGCAUCAAAGUAAUCGACGGCACUUCUGGGGCCAUUCUCCAGGCCUCGGCCUUGCAUGCUAAACCUGGUGGCCGUGUUAGGUGUCAGUACUUCCCUGCGGUGGACAAGGUCCUCUUUGUGGACGACUAUGCAGUGGGCUGCAGAAAGGAUCUGAACGGCAUCUUGCUACUGGACACAGCCCUGCAGGCCCCUGUAGCCAAACCCGAGGACAUGGUCCAGCUGGAGCUGCCCGUCACAGAGGCUCAGCAGAUGCUCUCUGCCUGCCUGGAGAAGGUAGAUGUGUCCAACACAGAAGGCUACGACCUCUUUGUCACUCAGCUCAAAGAAGGACUGAAGAAUACCUCUCACGAGACUGCAGCCAAUCACAAAGUGGCCAAGUGGGCUACGGUAACGUUCCAUCUUCCACACCAUGUGCUAAAACUGGUCGCCAGUGCCGUCGUAAACGAGCUGAAGAAGAUCAACCAGAAUGUCGCUGCCUUGUCUGUUGCCUCGUCCAUAAUGGACAGGCUGUCCUACCUCUUACCAAGCGCUCGGCCUGAGCUAGGAGUGGGCCCGGGGCGCUCUGUAGAUAGAUCGUUGAUGUACAGUGAGGCCAACAGGAGAGAGACAUUCACGUCGUGGCCCCACAGCGGCUACCGAUGGGCCCAGCCUGACCCCAUGGCGCAGGCAGGAUUUUACCACCAGGUAGGCAGUCCUGCCUCCACAGGGGAUGACAGAGCCAUGUGUUUCACAUGUAGUGUCUGCUUAGUGUGUUGGGAGCCCACGGAUGAACCAUGGUCCGAGCACGAGCGACAUUCCCCCAACUGUCCGUUUGUAAAGGGCGAGCACACCCAAAAUGUGCCCCUGUCGGUCACCCUGGCCACCAGCCCGGCCCAGUUCCCCACCCCAGACGGCACUGAUAAGAUAGCCUGCUACGGCUUUGGCAGCUGCCCCCACUUCCUGGUAGCCGCCACCAAACGCGGGAAGAUUUGCAUAUGGGAUGUAUCCAAGCUCAUGAGGGUUCACUUGAAAUUUGAAAUCAAUCCCUAUGACCCGGCAAUCCUGCGGCAGCUGAUACUGUCUGGGAGCGAGCCGGCCCUGGGGAGCCAGGAGUCACGGAGGCCCACCUUGGCCUGGCUGGAGGACUCAUCCAGCUGUUCAGACAUACCAAAACUAGAGGGGGACAGUGAUGACCAGUUGGAGGACUCUGACAGUGAAGAGCAUUCCAGAUCGGAGUCGGUGACAGGCCAGACGUCCCACCGGGAAAGCAUGGAGGUGAGCCUGGGCGUGACGGCGCUCAGCGUCCUUCAGCAGCCGGAGAAGCUCCAGUGGGAGGUGGUGGCCAGUGUGCUGGAGGACACUGUCAAGGACCUCGAGGAGCUGGGGGCCAACCCUUCCCUUGCCCAGGCCAAGGCCGACAAGGCCAAGGAGAAGCCCCCGGAGCACCACAACAUUCCCUUCCCCUGCCUGCUGGCUGGAGGUCUCCUGAGCUACCGCUCUGCCGCCAGCUCCCCGCUCUCCGCCCCGCCGCCCUCCUCCCGCUGCGCAAUGGACGGCCCACUCAGGACCCAGGGCCCCGAGCCCCCCCAUGGCGUGCCCGACCAGGGCCCCAUGGAGAUAGAGACCUGUAAUCCCCCGCCCGCAGAGCUGGGCUCUCCCAAUCCGGCCCUGCCUGCCGUGCGCAGGACUAUGCCCGUUCUCUUGCUCUACAGCAUCAAGGAGUCGGACGACAAGUCGUCGGGCAAGGUGUUCGCCCAGAUGAACAAUCUGAUGAGCAAGGGGCUACACGAGGAGGGCUUCACAGUGCCGCAGAUCAUCGAGAUGGAGUUCGACAGCCACGAGCAGCUCCUGCUCCAGGACCCCCCGGUCACCUACAUCCAGCAGUUCGCGGACGCCGCCGCCAACCUCGCCGCCCUGGACGGGGACAAGUGGAGUUCGAUGGCGCCGCGGCCCGGAGCCCUGGUGCAGUGCCUGCGGCUGCCCAAGCAGCUGGAGGAGGAGAACCUCUACGUGGACUCCAUCACGCCCUGCUCCGACGGCGUGCACCUGCUGGUGGGGCUGCAGCCCUGCUCCGUGGAGUCCCUCAGCGCCAUCAACCAGGUUGAGGCCCUGAACAACCUCAACCGGCUCCACUCGGCCCUCUGCAGCCGCCGCAAGGGUGAGCUCCAGCCGCUGCCCACACUGGCCAACGGCCACGAGGCCCUCUCGUCUGCCUCGCCCCCUCAGACCCCGCUCAUCCUGCCCCCCCCGGAGCAGCAGCAGCCUUCCAGGGCCCUGGGGGGCUGCGGUGGUGGGGGCUACCUGGCCCUCUACAAGCUCAACUACUCCACCCGCAUCGUCACAUUGGAGGAGGAGCCGGUCAAGCUGCAGCACAUCAGGGACCCCCGUGACGCGGUCACCUCCCUGAUCCUGCUCCCGCCGGACGUGCUGGACGGGCGGGAGGACGACAGCGAGGAGGUCUCCGAGGAGACUCUUCAGCACGGGCUUAAGAGCGACUCCGGCCUCGGCAACGGGGCCGGGUUGGGUUGCGGGCCGGCGACUGGUACUGGCAGCACGGCUGCUCCGAGCACCGCCAAGGUGAAGCAGGCGGAUGUGACCGGACUGGGCCACCUAGUGGUCACCACUCAGGCCGGUUACAUCAUGAUCCUGGACGUAUCCACUUUGGAGGUCCUGGCCAAAGUGGAGCCGCCUAAGAAGGACGGUAUGGUGGAUGACAUUGACCCUUUCGUCUCUGUAACUUACUGCUCCGGGACUGACCGCCUGUGCGCUUGUACUAACGGUGGCGAACUUCAUUUCCUUCAAAUUGGAGGUGUGUGUGACGAUAUAGAUGACGGCGACAUUUUUGUCGAUGGCCCCGUUUCAAAAGGGGCUGAGCAGCUGCUAGAGGGGACGAAGCCUUCCUCCAACCCCUCAAGCCCAGGGAUUACAGGAGUUGACCUCCUCGUUGACCAAGCGUUGGCCGUCGAGAGCCUGACGUCCCUGGUGGAGCUGACCCGCUUCGAGACACUGACGCCACGCUUCUCCGCCACAGUUCCACCCUGCUGGGUGGAGGUUCAGCAGGAGCAGCAGCAGCGCCGACACCCACAACAUUUACACCAGCAACACCAUGGAGACGCCGCCCAGCACACGCGCACCUGGAAGCUUCAGAGCGACAGCUCCAGCUGGGACGAGCAUGUGUUUGAACUGGUCCUCCCCAAGGCAUGCAUGGUGGGCCAUGUGGACUUCAAGUUCGUCAUGAAUGCCAACAUCACUAACAUUCCUCAAAUCCAGAUCACCCUUCUAAAGAACAAGGCCCCAGGUCUGGGCAAGGUCAACGAGACGGCAGUGGACAGGCAGAUCCCGUUCCCCCUCUCCCAUGUCCUCCAUGCCAACGGGGAGAGGAACGGACAGACACUUUUGCCGGACUUCGCCGAUGACAUCCAGUUCAUGGACAUCGAAGAGACCCCAGGCUCCAGGUUGUGUACUUUCCUAGAGGACCAUAAGGAGGAUAUUCUCUGUGGGCCUGUGUGGUUGGCCAGUGGACUGGACCUCUCCGGUCACGCCGGGAUGCUAAGCCUCACCAGCCCCAAGCUGGUCAAAGGCAUGGCUGGGGGCAAGUACCGCUCGUUCCUGGUGCACAUAAAGGCGGUGAGCGACAAAGGCAUGGAGGACAGCCCCAGGCCGGUGGUGAGAAUGCCCACGGCCAAGCCCCAAAGCAACAAGGGCCAUUCCCUCUCCACCCUGCUCCAGAGGGCACAGGCCACCAAGGAAAAGGCCUCCACUUCUAAAGCAGAUUGUACUGCUCAGUCGAAGAAACCUGACAACCUCCGCGGUUGCGACCUGCUCCAGGAGGUAUCCGUUACUAUCAGAAGGUUUAAGAAGACCUCUAUACCCAAAGAAAGAGUCCAGCGCUGUGCAAUGUUGCAGUUCCCCGAUUUCCAUGAGAAGCUGUUGAACGGGCUGUGUAAGCGGGUCGACGAGGGCCCCGGCACAGAGCACUCCCAGAGCCUCAUCUUGGACUGCCUCUGCUGGUUGGCAGGGGUCUACUCCAAUGGACCCUGCAGUCUGAGAGAAGGAAAGGAUGCUCUGCUGACUAAAACUAGGAAGCGUCUGACAGACAUAGUGCGGGUCUGCUUUUUUGAGGCUGGGCGGAGUAUAGCCCACAAAUGCGCCCGCUUUCUUGCACUUUGUAUUAGUAAUGGAAAAGGGGAGCCCAGUCAGCAAGGCUUUGGCAUGGGUCUACUGAAGGCUUUGCUGGACAAUAUGCCUUUCCUGCCUGCUGCAGCCACAGGUGGGUCGGUGUUCUGGUACUUCGUCCUGUUGAACUAUGUGAAGGAUGAGGACCUGGCGGGCUGUAGUACGGCCUGUGCCUCGCUGUUAACCGCUGUCUCACGGCAACUACAGGACCGUCUCACGCCCCUCGAGGCUUUGCUACAGACCAGAUACGGCCUUUACAGCUCUCCCUUUGACCCUGUGCUCUUUGACUUGGAGGUCAGCGGCUCCUCCUGCAAGAAUGCCUUCAAUAGCAGCAUUGGCGUCCAGUCUGACGAGAUUGACCUUUCUGAAAUCCUCUCAGGGAAUGGUAAGGUAAGCAGUUGCGCCGCGGCCGAGGGCAGCUUCACUGCCCUCACUGGGCUCCUGGAGGUGGAGCCUCUGCACUUCGCCUGUAUCUCCACCAGCGACGGCACCCGAGUGGAGAGGGACGACGCCAGCAUGUUCACAGUGAGCACGUUCGGGGUGACCCCAGCGGUGGGCGGCCUGUCGGCUGGCACGGUGGGCGAGGCUUCGACGGCGCUGAGCUCAGCGGCCCAGGUGGCCCUGCAGUCGCUGUCCCAUGCCAUGGUGUCCGCAGAGCAGCAGCUCCAGGUGCUGCAGGAAAAACAGCAGCAGCUGCUGAAACUGCAGCAACAGAAGGCCAAGCUGGAGGCAAAGCUACACCAGACCACUUCGGCAGCGGCGGCUGUUGCCUCUGGCGUGGGGCCCAUCCACAACUCUGUGCCUUCCAACCCCUCCUCAGCCCCCGGCUUCUUCAUCCACCCCUCCGACGUCAUCCCGCCCACGCCCAAGACCACCCCGCUGUUCAUGACCCCGCCUCUCACCCCGCCCAACGAGGCCGUGUCGGCAGCCAUCAGCGUGGAGCUGGCCCAGCUCUUCCCGGGCUCCAUGAUCGACCCGGCGCCCGUCAACUUGGCCGCGCACAACAAGAACAGCCAGAAAGCCAAGCCGAACCCCAUGGGAAGUGGCCUGGCGUUGGCCAUCUCUCAAGCCUCUCACUUCCUGCAGCCUCCCCCACAUCAGUCGAUUAUCAUUGAGCGCAUGCACUCUGGAGCACGGAGGUUUGUGACACUGGACUUUGGUCGUCCCGUGCUGCUGACCGACGCCCUGAUCCCCACCUGUGGGGACCUGGCCUCCCUGUCCAUUGACAUCUGGACCCUGGGUGAGGAGGUGGACGGGCGCCGGCUCGUGGUGGCCACGGACAUCAGCACCCACUCCCUCAUCCUGCAUGACCUGCUCCCGCCCCCUGUCUGCCGCUUCAUGAAGAUCACUGUAAUUGGACGUUACGGCAGCACCAACGCUCGUGCUAAAAUCCCAUUGGGCUUCUACUAUGGCCACACCUACAUCCUACCCUGGGAGAGUGAGUUGAAGCUCAUGCACGACCCCCUGAGGGGAGAAAGUGAGGCGGCCAGCCAGCCUGAUGUGGACCAACACCUGGCCAUGAUGGUGGCCUUGCAGGAGGACAUCCAAUGCAGGUACAACCUGGCGUGUCACCGGCUGGAGACGCUGCUCCAGAACAUUGAUUUGCCUCCCCUCAACAGUGCCAACAACGCUCAGUACUUCCUGCGGAAGCCCGACAAGGCUGUGGAGGAAGACUCCAGGGUUUUUUCAGCUUACCAGGACUGUAUCCAGCUCCAGCUCCAGCUCAACCUGGCCCACCAUGCCGUCCAGAGGCUCAGUGUGUCUCUCGGGGCUGGCCGCAAAGCCUUGCCCGACACUUACGAUACCCGGGAGCUCAUCCAGAACUCGUCUACAGAGCAGCUGAGAACCAUCAUUCGCUACCUGCUGGACACACUGCUCAGCCUUCUGCACUCCAACAAUGGGCACUCGGUACCGUCCGUCCUGCAGAGCACGUUCCACGCGCAGGCCUGUGAGGAGCUCUUCAAGCACCUGUGCAUCAGUGGCACGCCCAAGAUCCGCCUGCACGCUGGCCUGCUGCUGGUGCAGCUGUGUGGAGGUGAACGCUGGUGGGGCCAGUUCCUCUCCAACGUCCUGCAGGAGCUCUACAACUCGGAGCAGCUGCUCGUCUUCCCCCAGGACAGGGUCUUCAUGCUCCUCUCCUGCAUCGGCCAAAGGUCGCUGAGCAACAGCGGCGUGCUGGAGGGCCUGCUAAACCUCCUGGACAGCCUGCUGUCCCCUCUACAGCAGCCCCUGGGUGCCGCCCAGCGCAGGACUGAAGGUGGGCUAGCCGGAGGUGGAGGGUUCCCGGGCUGGCAGCAGAGAUGGGGGGCGGGGGCGGUCCCUGGCCCCAGCACCGGCCUCCCGGGGCUCCGGACCCAACCAGCAGCCUAUGAGUGUGUGUCUGUGUGUACGGCAGGUGUGUUAGACGUCCCCAUGAUCAGCUGGGUGGUGAUGCUGGUGUCGCGGCUGCUGGACUACGUGGCCAGCGUGGAGGACGAGGCGUCUGCAGGCAAGAAGCACCUGGGAGGGAAGGAGAGAGAGCGCACCUCGACAGGGAGUCAAUGGAGCUUUAUAAAUAACAACCUCCAGUCCUCCGGCACCAACAGAUCCGCCAAGGGCAACAGCAGCCUUGACCGCCUGUACUCCCGCAAGAUACGCAAACAGCUGGUGCACCACAAACAGCAGUUAAAUCUAUUGAAGGCAAAACAGAAAGCUUUGGUGGAGCAAAUUGAGAAGGAGAAAAUCCAGAGCAACAAAGGAUCCUCUUACAAACUGCUGGUGGAGCAGGCCAAACUGAAACAGGCCACAUCCAAGCACUUUAAGGACCUGAUCCGUCUGAGGCGCACAGCCGAGUGGCCCCGCUCCACCCUGGACACAGAGGCCACAGCCGCCAAGGAGGCCCCUGAGGUGGAGCCCCUUCCCUUCACGCUGGCCCACGAGCGCUGCAUCUCUGUGGUGCAGAAACUGGCUCUCUUCCUCCUCUCCAUGGACUUCACCUGCCACGCCGACCUCCUGCUUUUCGUCUGCAAGGUCUUAGCCAGGAUCGCCAACGCCACCAGGCCCACCAUCCACCUGUGUGAAGUGGUGUCUGAGCAUCAACUGGAGCGUCUGCUGCUUCUGCUGGUCGGGACGGACUUCAACAGGGGGGACAUCUCCUGGGGAGGGGCCUGGGCCCAGUACUCACUCACCUGUAUGCUCCAGGACAUCCUGGCAGGGGAGCUGCUGUCCCCUGGGUCCCUGGAUGGUAUGGAUGAAGGGGCAUCGGGCGAGGAGGCGGGUGCAUCUUCAUCUUCAGCUGGGAUAGACUCGGAUGACUCCCUGGCUCAGCCCUCCCCUAUUCCUCUGGUGGAGACCAUGGAGGAGGCCCUGGCUCCUGAAAUCAUCGCAGGUACUCCUGGGACCUCCUCUGUUUUCCAAAGUGCUCCACCUCUGUCAUCUUUGGAAAAAGAUAAAGACAUUGACUUUGACUUGCUACAAGACCUCAUGGAUGUUGAUAUUGAUCCUUUAGAUAUUGAUUUGGAAAAAGAUCCCCUCGCCGCCAAAGUCUUUAAGCCUAUUAGCAGCACCUGGUAUGACUACUGGGGCGCUGACUAUGGCACAUACGGGUACAACCCUUACAUAGGGGGGGUUGGGAUCGCCGUGUCCAAGCCCCCGGCUGCUGUCGAAAAGCCUGGCUCUCAGAAUCUGUCUGUCUCCGUAUCACAAGCUCUGGACGCCCGCCUGGAGGUGGGGCUGGAGCAGCAGGCGGAGCUCAUGCUGAAGAUGAUGGCCACGCUGGAGGCCGACUCCAUCUUACAGGCGCUCACGUCAACCUCCCCCACAGUAUCCCAGGCCUCCAAUGGGACAGACGAUUCGCUGCUGCGCGGCCUCCACGGGGGCUCUCCCCCGGGAAGCAGCCUCAUGGUGCAGGCCUCUUCCAUCCCCAUGCUGAGCACCUGCUUCAACAAGCUGUUCUCCAUGCUCCAGGUUCACCACGUACAGCUGGAGUCACUUCUGCAGCUGUGGCUGACCCUCAGUCUCAACUCCUGCUCUGGGGGCAGUGAGGAGAGUGGAUCGGACAUCUUCAUGUUCAACGCCAGCAGAGUGCCCACCAUCCCGCUCAACCAAGCCUCAAUCAGCAGCUUCCUGACGGUUCUAGCCUGGUACCCCAACACUUCCUUGCGGACUUGGUGUCUGGUUCUACACUCCCUCACCCUCAUGACCAACAUGCCCUCCAGCGCAGUGUCCAGCAGUGGAAUGGGAGCUCCAGAGAGCAUGGCCCAGCAGAUGGUGUCCGACCCGACGCUGGUGCACGUGCUCGUUCGCUUCCUGUCCGGGAGCAAUCCUCACGGCACCAGCCAGCACAGCUCCCAGGUCGGCCCCACCGCCACCCAAGCUAUGCAGGAGUUCCUCACCCGGCUCCAGGUUCACCUGUCCUCCACCUGCCCACAGAUGUUCAGCGAGUUCCUGCUCAAAUUAAUGCACAUCCUGUCCACUGAGAGGGGUCCCUUUCAGUCUGGCCAGGGUCCUUUGGACGCCCAGGUCAAGCUGUUAGAGUUCACCCUGGAGCAGAACUUUGAGGUGGUGUCAGUGAGCACCAUCUCCUCGGUCAUCGAGUCCAUCACCUUCCUCGUCCACCAUUACAUCACCUGCUCUGACAAGGUGGUCUCCCGCAGUGGCUCCGACAGUUCGGUGGGUGCCCGCGCCUGCUUCGGCGGCCUCUUUGCCAACAUAAUCCGACCGGGCGACGCCAAGGCGGUGUGCGGAGAGACCACCCGAGACCAGCUCAUGUUUGACCUGCUCAAGCUAGUCAAUGCCUUGGUCCUCCUUCCCCUGUCGGGUGACCGUGAGUUCAGCGGGCGUCUGCCCCCGGCCGGCAGUGGCGCUUCAGACAGCAGUGUGUCCGACGAGGAGAAGGUGUGCGGUAGCAAGGAGGGGCCGGCCGGAGUGUCCAGCCCUAACCAGGGCCCAGCGGCCGGAGUGGCCGACCUGGUUCUGGCCAACCAGCAGAUCAUGAGCCAAAUCCUCUCGGCCCUGGGCCAGUGCAACAGCAGUGCCAUGGCCAUGAUCAUAGGCGCCAGCGGUCUCCACCUGACCAAGCAUGAGAAUUUCCACGGAGGACUGGAUGCCAUCUCUGUAGGCGACGGCCUGUUCACCAUCCUCACCACGCUGAGCAAGAGGGCCACUUCGGUCCAGGUCAUGUUGCAGCCCAUUCUCACCUACAUGGCCUGUGGCUACAUGGGCAGACAGUCGUUGUAUUUCUCCCAGGGCUCUCUGUCUACGUGCCAGCUCUCCGAGCCCCUGCUCUGGUUCAUCCUUCGAGUGCUGGACACCAGCGAGGCACUGAAAGCAUUCCACGACAUGGGUGGGGUCCAGUUGAUCUGCAACAACAUGGUGACCAGCACUCGGGCCAUAGUGAACACAGCCCGCAGCAUGGUGUCCACAAUCAUGAAGUUCCUGGACACGGGGCCGGGGAAGGCCGCGGACGGCAGCCUCAAGGCCCGGGUCCUGGCCUCAGAGCCCGACAACGCUGAGGGACUGCACAACUUCGCUCCACUUGGCACCAUCACCUCCAGCAGCCCCACGGCCCAGCCGGCAGAGGUCCUUCUUCAGGCUACGCCCCCCCACAGACGUGCCCGCUCGGCGGCCUGGUCGUACAUAUUCCUGCCGGAGGAGGCGUGGUGCGACUUAACCAUCCACCUCCCUGCGGCCGUGCUGCUCAAAGAGCUGCAUAUCCAGCCACACCUAGCCUCCCUGGCCACCUGCCCGUCCUCCGUGUCGGUGGAGAUCAGCGCCGACGGGGUCAACAUGCUGCCUCUCUCCACGCCCAUCAUCACCAGCGGCCUCACCUACAUCAAGAUCCAGCUGGUCAAGGCCGAGGUGGCGUCCGCCGUGUGCCUGAGGCUGCACCGUCCUCGUGACGCCAGCACCUUGGGCCUGUCCCAGAUCAAACUGCUGGGCCUCACCGCCUUCGGCAACACCUCCUCAGCCACCGUCAAUAACCCCUUCCUGCCCUCCGAGGACCAGGUCUCCAAAACUAGUAUUGGCUGGCUGCGUCUGCUUCACCACUGUCUGACCCACGUCAGUGACCUGGAGGCUAUGAUGGCCAGCGCCGCUGCGCCCACCGCCAACCUGCUGCAGACCUGCGCUGCCCUGCUGAUGUCGCCCUACUGCGGCAUGCACUCGCCUAACAUCGAGGCCGUGCUGGUCAAGAUCGGCCUGCAGUCCACUCGCAUUGGCCUCAAGCUCAUCGACAUCCUGCUGAGGAACUGUGCAGCUUCCGGCACCGACCCGACCAGUACGCUUCAUCUUAACAACCUCAACAGUCCCCUGCUCUUUGGGAGACUCAACGGUCUUUCUUCAGACUCCACCAUCGACAUCCUCUACCAGCUGGGAACAACACAAGAUGCUGGGACCAAGGACAGGAUCCAGGCCCUUCUCCAGUGGGUCCAUGACUCGUCGCUGGUGGCGGCCCACAAGAGGAGUGGCCCAAUGGGGUACACUCGCCAGAGCAGCUCCUCGUCGCGGGAGUAUGGUCUCGUCAUGCCCUCUCCUUCCCACCUACACUGUGUGGCAGCCAUCUUGUGGCACAGCUAUGAGCUGCCCGUGGACUACGAUCUCCCGGUGCUGCUUGACAGGGAGCUCUUUGAACUGCUGUACAACUGGUCCAUGUCUCUGCCCUGUAACGUGGUUCUGAAGAAGGCGGUGGACAGCCUGCUGUGCUCCAUGUGUCACAUCCACCCCAGCUACUUCUCCCUGCUCAUGUCCUGGAUGGGAAUCAUAGCCCCGCCCACGGCCGCACAGUCCCAGCACCGCCUAUCCAUGACGGACGACGGCAAGAAGCAGCACGACCUCAGCAGUGCCAGCGGCCUCACCGACGACUCCAAGCACGCGCGGCCGCCCGUCGCCCUGUCCGAGUCCCAGCUGGCCACCCUGGCCGCAGCCUCCCAGUCCCCCGGGGCCAUAGAGCAGCUCCUGGACUCUGGGCUGCCCUCCCUCCUGGUCCGCAGCCUGGCCGGCCUCUGCUGUGGCCUCCUGGCUGCCGCUGACUUGCCUCUGCCCGCCACCGCCCAGGCCGAGCGGCGGCAGUACCAUCACAACCACCAUCCCCUCUCCUCCCAGAGCCGGACGCCCCUGUCCGCCGAGCUGGCCGCCCCCGUGCUGCGUUUCCUCACCGAGGUGGGAAACAGCCAUGCCAUGAAGGACUGGCUCGGCGGGCCCGAGGUGAACCCGCUGUGGACCGCCCUACUCUUCCUCCUGUGCCACUCCAGCGCCAGCGCGGGGGGCGCAGCUAGCGGCCUCCAAGGGCACGCGGGGGUCCGCUCCGCUGCCUCGGGGGGCGCGUGCUGCCCCCCACCUCCGCCCCCGGCCCAGCCUUCUGGGUCGCGUUACUCUCUGGCGUCCUCGGCCCGGGGCAGCGGGUUCACCACCCAGCAGAGGACAGCAAUCGAGAACGCCACGGUGGCCUUCUUCCUGCAGUGCAUCUCCUGCCACCCAAACAACCAGCGGCUCAUGGCACAGGUGCUGUGUGAGCUGUUCCAGUCCGCCCCCCAGCACGGGAACGUGCCCAUAUCUGGCAACAUCUCCGGAUUCAUCCGCAGACUCUUCCUGCAGCUCAUGCUGGAGGACGAGAAGGUCACCGUCUUCCUGCAUUCCCCGUGUCCGCUCUACAAGGGACGCAUCAACGCCACCAGCCACGUGAUCCAGCACCCAAUGUACGGUGCAGGCCACAAGUACCGCACCCUCCACCUGCCCAUCUCCACCAGCCUGGCCGAAGUCCUGGACCGCGUGUCCGACACCCCCAGCAUCACAGCCAAGCUGAUCAACGAGCAGAAGGAGGACAAGGAAAAGAAGAAUCAUGAGGAGAAGGAGAAGAUGAAGACUGACAGCGGUUUCCAGGACAACUACAGUGUUGUUGUGGCCUCAGGCUUAAAAUCCCAGUCGAAGAGGGCGCUGUCAACACCUCCCCGCCCCCCUUCGCGGAGGGGCCGCGUGAUGAGUGACAAGCUGACAGCCUCAUCAGGUGUGGAUCCCUCUGCCAAAACUCUCAGCGUGCCUGUCUUCCACCUCUACCACAAGCUGCUCCCAGGUCAGCCCCUCCCGGCAGAGAUGACUCUGGCCCAGCUGUUGGCCCUGCUCUAUGACCGCAAGCUGCCCCAGGGCUACCGCUCCAUCGACUUGACCGUCAAGCUGGGCUCCAAGGUCAUCUCUGACCCCGGUCUUUCCAAGACGGACUCCUUCAAGCGGCUGCGCACUGAGAAAGUGGAACACUGCGACAUGCUGAGCAGCUGUCCCGAGGACGAGCCAAUGACCCCAGGUGACGAGUGUCUUGAUGCAGCCAUCGACGAGUCCCUGCUGGAGACCAACCCCAUCCAAUCUCCCCUGCAGGUGUUUGCAGGCAUGGGUGGGUUGGCCCUGAUUGCAGAGAGGCUGCCAAUGCUCUACCCCGAUGUCAUCCAACAGCGAAUUGAAUUAUUCAGGCAGUCUCCCAGAGCUACUGGUGGUUUGAAGCAGACGCCCCACGAGGGCUAUCAAGUAAGCGCCCCGGUGGUGCCCUCCACCACACAGGAGAAGCCCAAGGACAGCGACCAGUUCGAGUGGGUCACCAUCGAGCAGUCCGGCGAGCUGGUGUACGAGGCUCCGGAGGCUAUGGCCGCUGAGCCUCCGCCCAUCAGCAAGUCGUCGGUGCAGACCAUGUCGCCAAUCCCCGCCCACUCGCUGGCGGCCUUUGGCCUGUUCCUGCGCCUGCCGGGCUACGCCGAGGUGCUGCUGAAGGAGAGGAAGCACGCCCAGUGUCUCCUUCGCCUGGUGCUGGGGGUAACCGACGACGGAGAGGGCAGUCAUAUUCUGCAGUCACCAUCGGCCAAUGUGCUGCCUACACUGCCCUUCCACGUUCUGCGGGCCCUUUUCAGCACCACGCCCCUCACCACAGAUGACGGCGUGCUUCUGCGCCGUAUGGCUCUGGAGAUAGGAGCCAUCCACCUCAUCUUGGCUUGCCUGUCUGCCCUGAGUCACCACGCGCCCCGUGUCCCCAACGCCAGUGGAAACUCCUCAGAGCCCGCCGUGUCCACUGGUCACGGAGGCGGCACCAGCGAGGAGCAGCAGCUGUACUGGGCCAAGGGCACUGGGUUUGGGACGGGCUCCACUGCGUCGGGCUGGGACGUGGAGCAGGCCCUCACCAAACAGAGGCUGGAGGAGGAGCACGUCACCUGUUUGCUCCAGGUGUUGGCCAGCUACAUUAACCCAGCAGGCUGUGUGGGCCAUGGAGAGACCCCCGCUGGGGAGAGCAGGGGCCAUAACAGCAACGCCCUUCCCACUGUGCUGCAGGAGCUUCUCAGCCAGUCGUGCCUCAUUCCGGCCAUGUCCUCCUACCUACGCAAUGACUCCGUGCUGGACAUGGCGCGCCACGUGCCCCUCUACCGGGCCCUGCUGGAGCUGCUGAGGGCCAUCUCCACCUCCACCGCCUUGGUGCCCCUGCUACUUCCCCUGUCAGGAGACCCCAGCCAGGAGGAGGAGGAGGAGGAAGAGCGCUCGGAGGGACAGACCUCUGUGGGCAUGCUGCUGGCCAAGAUGAAGACCUGCGUUGACACCUACACCAACCGCCUCAGGUGGGGACUUAGACGGACAGAGUCAAAGAAAGACAAGGCAAAGGGUGUGGUGAAGCCUGAUAGCUCAGACCCAGAGCCCGAGGGCCUGACUCUCCUGGUCCCUGACAUCCAGAGGACGGCUGACAUAGUCUAUGCUGCCACCACCAGCCUACGUCAGGCCAACCAGGAGCGGAAGCUAGCGGAGUCCUCAAAAAAGGCAACAACAAGACCCAAACCCCUGUCCAUCUUACGCUCACUAGAGGAGAAAUAUGUGGCUGUAAUGAAGAAGCUCCAGUUUGACACCUUUGAGAUGGUCUCGGAGGACGAUGACGGAAAGCUUGUGUUCAAGGUGAACUACCACUACAUGUCUCAGGUGAAGAACGCCAGCGAUGCCAACAGCGCUGCCCGUGCCCGCCGCCUCGCUCAGGAGGCCGUGACGCUCUCCACCUCGCUGCCCCUCUCUUCGUCAUCUAGCGUCUUCGUCCGCUGCGAUGAGGAGCGUCUGGACAUUAUGAAGGUUCUCAUCACUGGCCCGGCAGACACGCCGUACGCCAACGGCUGCUUUGAGUUUGACGUCUACUUCCCCCAGGACUACCCCAACUCCCCUCCCCUGGUCAACUUGGAGACCACCGGUGGACACAGCGUGCGCUUCAAUCCGAACCUCUACAACGACGGAAAAGUGUGUUUAAGUAUCCUGAACACCUGGCACGGGAGACCCGAGGAGAAGUGGAACCCUCAGACGUCUAGCUUUUUACAGGUGCUGGUGUCUGUGCAGUCUCUGAUCCUGGUGUCGGAGCCCUACUUCAAUGAGCCAGGCUACGAGCGUUCUCGAGGAACCCCCAGCGGCACACAGAGCUCCCGGGAGUACGACGGAAACAUCCGGCAGGCCUCGGUCAAGUGGGCCAUGCUGGAGCAGAUGCGCAAUCCCUCGCCUUGCUUCAAAGAGGUGAUCCACAAGCACUUCUAUCUGAAGCGAGUAGAAGUCAUGGCUCAGUGUGAGGAGUGGAUCGCAGACAUCCAGCAAUACAGCAGUGACAAGCGAGUGGGGCGCACCAUGUCCCAUCAUGCUGCUGCAUUGAAGAGGCACACGGCCCAGCUACGAGAGGAGCUGCUGAAGCUACCCUGCCCAGAUGGCCUGGAGCCGGACGGGGAGGAGUUCUCAGAGAAGAGUGCCGCCCUUAUGAUCAAGGAGCUGCCCAAUCAGGAGGCCGAGAAGCCCAGUGGAAGUCAAGACGGCCCCUGCAGUGAGGGCCCGCUAUGAGUCCCGCCCCUAUCUCCGCCCUCCACCCUUAGCAGCGGCCACUCCUCCUCACGACUAUUACUAUAGUUAUUAAAUAGACUUUGACGGCUUCGAAGCACAAGCCACCAUUUUGUCAAUAUUUGUAUGUAAGAAUCUAAUUAUGUAAUAGCUGAAAAAAGAGGACAAAAAACAUGAGAAUGAAACUGCUUACAAACCAACAAAAAUAAGACAAAACUCUGAACUAUGCUAUGCCCUUAAGGAAACAGUCGACAAACAAAUCUUUUAUUUACCUGUAAAAGAGUGUAAAACUUUUUGUGCUUUUUUUUUUUCAAUUGUGAAAUAACCACUGAUUGGUAUGUUAUUAAACUUGUUUAUGUAUACAUAAUGACAGAGGAAAUCACAGAAUAUAUAAGGGAACUAGCCUACCUUUAGAGAAGAAUGUUUACUGAAUGUUAAUUUCCAUAUUUUUGACUGUUAGCGCAAGGACAGUUGUAACCAAGAAUAUAUUGGUCGUUCUUCAAGGAUAAUAUUUAAAAUUUACAAAAACAUACACUUUCCUGAAUUUGAGAAAUCUUCUGGUUGCCCAUUGACAUCGCUUAUUUGAUUUCUACAGGAUCCUGUAAACUUCAAUAAAGGCUGGAAUUGAAAUUCUUAAGUGCUAUAUUUACUUGUUGCCCUUUUUACAGGCUGUUCAGAAAUGCUAUGAAUUUCUUUUUUUGCCUCACUAAUGCAAGUUUAAUAAAUGCAACCUGUUUUACUUUU
Molecule: messenger RNA, 16076 nt
Organism: Esox lucius (northern pike)
Lineage: Eukaryota; Metazoa; Chordata; Actinopteri; Esociformes; Esocidae
Gene: birc6
Product: baculoviral IAP repeat containing 6
Exons: 73
Coding region: 222-15335 (5037 amino acids)
Biological process (GO): regulation of cytokinesis; negative regulation of apoptotic process; apoptotic process
Cellular component (GO): nucleus
Molecular function (GO): cysteine-type endopeptidase inhibitor activity; ubiquitin conjugating enzyme activity
Source: RefSeq, a predicted model, not a curated record